UUUUCUUCCUCGACGGCGGCAGCCCACUGGGUCUCAUCACCAUGCAAAGCCUCAUCCGGCAGCGACUCGGUGCAGACCUAUCGCUUGACCAACCUUUGGGCGCUAGCACCCUUAGGUUAAGGUAGUCAGAUGGCAGCAUUUGUGGUCGAAUCCGGCGACAACAAGUAUCAACAGAGCCUAAGAAGUCCAGACUCGGAAUUGGAUUGGAGCCAAGUGACUUCCAUACCAUCCGAUCUCCUCGAGCUCCUAGCAUCCACUACCCACUCUCCUUCUACUGAUGUGAUCUCCCCGCCACAAGUGGUCGUCCUCGCCGGAGCGACAGGUUUUAUCGGCAGAAAGAUCCUCAACCAAAUAGUUAACGACGCCCGAGUGACGAGGGUAUGCUGGGUUGCGGUCCGGCCCCGGACACCAUCAAGUCAACCGGACCGCUAACUAGGACCGCUCUUCUCCCAUCCAAAAGUGGCUGUUUGCCAAGGCGACCUAGGCACGAAGCACCUCGGUCUGUCUG
Chaetomium fimeti is the source of this 508-nucleotide messenger RNA. RefSeq lists its product as uncharacterized. The transcript has a single exon. The record is from RefSeq and is a predicted model, not a curated record. Bases 130 to 432 code for a protein of 100 amino acids. NCBI's taxonomy places the organism in Eukaryota, Fungi, Ascomycota, Sordariomycetes, Sordariales, Chaetomiaceae.